Molecule: messenger RNA, 3988 nt
Organism: Nicotiana attenuata
Lineage: Eukaryota; Viridiplantae; Streptophyta; Magnoliopsida; Solanales; Solanaceae
Product: receptor-like protein kinase
Exons: 2
Coding region: 402-3719 (1105 amino acids)
Biological process (GO): protein phosphorylation
Molecular function (GO): protein kinase activity; protein binding; ATP binding
Source: RefSeq, a predicted model, not a curated record
GGACACUGAGUGGGUCUGUGGGUGACGGUAGCUGCCAGUAGGAGGUCUUCGUCGUCGGACAUGGAAUUUAGGUAAAAGAAGGUCAAUGAAGAGUCCACGAAGAAAGAAUAGUGCUAUUCGGGCAGAAAAAGAAGAUGGUGGGCCAUGUCCGGCAGAAAAUUUCUGGAAAGUGGUGGACCAUUUCUUUAUUAAGGUAUGGUUUACUGAAUAAAGAAUUCGACCUCAACUUCCCUCCACUCCUGAUUAAGGUAGUUAAAACUCCACUCCUGUUGAGUUCAUAUUUAUCCCUUUAUGUUUUUCAACGUGUUCCCAUUUCCUUUCACACCUUAUUAGAACACCAACACUCUAUUCUACAAAAUUCAUAACAGCAGUGUUACUCUCUUACUCUUCUUGUUCAAAUUAUGUAUACUGCUUUUAAAAAUUUCAUCUUUUUCUACUGCUGCUGCUUCUCUGUGUCUGUUUAUGCUCUUAGCUCUGAUGGCACAGCUCUACUUUCCCUUCUUAGCCACUGGACUACUGUACCCUCAGCUAUUAACUCUUCUUGGAAUGCUUCUGAUUCCACUCCUUGUUCUUGGGUUGGUGUUGAAUGUGAUCGCAAACAAUUUAUCACAUCUUUCAACCUCUCUGGCUAUGGAAUCUCUGGCCAAUUGGGACCUGAAAUUGGUCAUUUGGAGCACUUGCGUACCAUUGAUUUGGGCGUUAAUGCAUUCUCCGGCCCCGUUCCUCCCCAGCUCGGCAAUUGCACUCUUCUUGAUUACUUGGAUCUAUCCUACAACGCCUUUACUGGACAAAUCCCUCAGAAUCUUGGAAAUUUACAGAGUUUAACCUACAUAAACUUGUUCUCAAAUUCAUUGACUGGUAACAUUCCUGAUUCCUUUUUUACUAUCCCACACUUGGAGACCAUCUUCUUUAAUAGUAACAAGUUAAGUGGUCCCAUUCCAUCUAGCGUUGGUAACAUGACUCAGAUUUUGUCUCUCUGGCUUAAUGAUAAUGAGUUAUCAGGUCCUAUUCCUUCCUCUAUAGUAAACUGUACUAACUUGGAAGAGUUGUAUUUGAAUGAUAACCGGUUAGUAGGUAGCUUGCCUGAGAACUUAGAUAAGCUAGCACACCUUGUUUAUUUGGAUGUAAGCAAUAAUAGACUAGAAGGUAGUAUACCUUUCGGUUCGGGUAACUGCAAAUAUCUUGACAAUCUGAUCUUGUCAUACAACCAUUUUAAUGGAGGACUCCCACAAGGUUUGGGUAAUUGUAGUAACCUAACAGUUCUUGCUGCUACGUCUUCUGGUUUAAGUGGCCCUAUUCCUGCUUCUCUGGGCCAGCUCACAAAGUUGGAGAAGCUUUACCUUGCUGACAACAAUUUCUCUGGAAAAAUACCGCCCGAGCUGGGCGAGUGUCAAGCCUUGCUGGAAUUACUUUUACCGGAAAACCAACUGGAAGGUGAAAUUCCUAGUGAACUAGGGUCUCUCAGUCAGUUGCAGAAUCUCUUUUUGUAUUCCAACAAUUUGAGUGGUGAAAUUCCCUUCAGAAUUUGGAAGAUUCAAAGCCUUCAAAAUCUUCUUGUCUACAGAAACAACCUGACCGGGGAGUUACCUCUUGAAAUUACCGAGUUGGAACAGUUGAGGAACAUAUCCUUAUUUGAAAACCAGUUUACUGGAGUUAUACCUCAAGGUUUGGGGAUUAACGGCAGUCUAACACUGCUGGAUUUCACCAACAACAACUUUUCAGGUCCUGUUCCACCAAAUCUUUGUUUUGGCAAGCAACUGAAUAAGCUUAUGUUAGGUUAUAAUCAUCUUGAAGGUGGCAUUCCUUCUCAAUUAGGAAAGUGUUCUACUUUAACCAGAGUAAUUCUCAAAAAGAAUAAUCUCUCAGGUGCCAUUCCAGAUUUUGUUAAGAACACAAAUCCUAUUUUCUUGGAUCUCAGUGAGAAUGGGUUCAGUGGGAAAAUACCCCCAAGUUUGGCAAAUCUUGGGAAUGUUACAUCAAUUGACUUAUCAAUGAAUAAGCUCUCAGGGUUUAUACCGCCGGAGCUGGCAAACCUUGUCAACCUCCAGGCUUUGGAUCUGUCUUACAAUGGUUUGGAAGGUGUACUGCCACCUCAACUUUCAAACUGCCAGAGACUGUUGAAGCUUGACGUAAGUCACAAUUUGUUGAGUGGCUCGAUCCCGUCCACGUUUGGAAGCUUUAGAGAACUAUCCAUUUUGGGUCUGAAUGAGAAUCAUCUUUCAGGAGAUAUUCCAACCUCCUUAUUUGAACUCAAGAAGCUCUCUAUGUUGCAGCUUGGUGGAAAUGCACUUGGUGGGGGCAUUCCUGCAGCAAUUGCGACUGCAUCAAGAGAAACACUGAGGUGGUUAAAUCUGAGUAGUAACAGGUUGACAGGUGAACUUCCUGCCGAGCUAGGAAAAUUUACUUUCCUGGAGGAGUUAGAUAUAGCUGGCAAUAAUCUUUCUGGAACUUUAAGAGUUCUUGAUGGAAUGCGUUCGUUGAUCUUCGUCAAUGUAUCACACAACCUCUUUUCCGGUCCAGUGCCAGCAAAUCUGAUGAAGUUCCUAAACUCAACUCCUACCUCUUUCUCGGGAAACUUGGGACUUUGCGUGCACUGUGAUCCAGAAGAAGGCUCAAAUUGCCCUGAGCAUAGCACCCUACGGCCUUGUAAUCUUCAAUCAAACAAUGGAAGACGCCUAAGUGGAGCAGAAACGGCACUGAUUGCAGUUGGGGUACUAUUGUUUACCAUUUCCUUAUUCCUAGUAAUUGCUUACAUGCUUCUAUGGCGCAAAAAUUCUGGGAAAGAAGUUGCAAUAUCUGCUCAAGAAGGUGCUUCAUCCCUGCUUAACAAAGUAUUGGAAGCUACACAGAACCUAAAUGAUAAGUAUGUCAUUGGGAGGGGAGCACAUGGAAUUGUAUAUAAGGCCAUCUUGGGUCCAGGGAAAGCAUAUGCUGUGAAAAAGCUGGUGUUUGUUGGUAUAAAGGAUGGAAGCACAAGUAUGGUAAGAGAAAUUCAGACAAUUGGAAAGGUUAGGCACCGUAAUCUUGUCAAAUUAGAAGACUUCUGGCUGAGAAAGGAUUAUGGACUGAUUCUUUACAAUUACAUGGAGAACGGGAGCCUUCAUGAUAUUCUUCAUGAGACUAAUCCACUUGUAACAUUAGAAUGGAGCGUACGGUACCGUAUUGCUCUUGGAACUGCUCAAGGGUUGUCAUAUCUCCACUUUGACUGUGAUCCUGCCAUCGUGCAUCGAGAUAUCAAGCCCAUGAAUAUCUUGUUGGACUCUGAUCUGGAGCCCCACAUAUCAGAUUUUGGCAUUGCGAAGCUUCUGGAUCAUUCUGCUGCAAUUUCCCCCUCCAAUACCCUCCAGGGUACAGUUGGAUACAUGGCUCCAGAGACUGCAUUUGCAGCUGCAAAGAGCAAGGAGUCAGAUGUUUAUAGUUAUGGUGUUGUUCUGUUGGAACUUAUAACUCGAAAGAAGGCCUUGGAUCCUUCAGUUUAUGGGGGUACAGAUAUUGUGAGUUGGGUUAGGUCUGUUUGGGCAGAAGCUGAAGAAAUUGAGAAGAUUGUGGAUCCAAGCAUUUUGGAUGAAUUCAUAGAUUCAAAUAUCAUGGAACAAGUAAUUGAAGUGCUUUCACUGGCUCUUAGAUGUACAGAGAAGGAAGUUAGAAAAAGACCCACAAUGAGAGAAGUGGUCAAGCAAUUAACAAGGUCCAGUUCGAGUAUAAGAAGCAAGUACUAGCUAUCAAUCAGAGGCCAUUCCAUGUAAACUCUGAUGUGUUCUAGGUACAAUAGACUUCUGAUUAACGCAGUCCUAAUUUUAUAUUUGAUUUCUGAAUCCUUGUUAGGUUCAGUCUCUUUUUAUUGCUAGAGGAUGGUAGAAAUCUAUUUACACUACUGCAGCUUGGGAAGAGAAGGCGUUUGCCUUGUAGCUGUAAAUGUUUUUUCCAUCAUGUAUACAUGGAUGAAAACUAAAUAUAACUUACUGCUGUGACUGUUCAUCUUAGCUAA